UUUCUCCAUAAACCGCCACUCUCCUUUCAAAAAACAAAGAAAAAAAAUCAGACUCUCUUUCCCUGGAAAUGGAGAAUCGAUUCAAGCUAAGAAUCUCUCGCAUGUUUCGAUCUUCGCUUGGCUCCUGUCGAACCCGGAACAUCUCGGACGUUAUUGAAAAAGCCGUUUUCUCACCUCAAAACCACCAGAAAUUCCACUUGAUCGAGCCAUUGUCGUCGCCGCCACCUAAGGCUCGAGCCUUCCCUUCCGUUUGUAGACCCAGAUGCCCUGAAUCAUCAACCCAAGGCGCCAUCAAUCAUGAUUGUAUCAUGGUUACUCCUAGAGAAACUCUCCCAAGACGUAAAGUCUUUGCUCGUUACCCUCCUUUUCUUGUCUCCGCCGCUGAUUUUGAUGGCCGAAAGUGCCCUCCUGUUUCCCCUAUUUCGCCUCUGAACCUCUUCUCCUACUGUAAAGACUUUGGUUUCUAUGAGAAAAAGAAGAGUUUAGCCGGACACAAGAAGAAAAAGAAGAAUAACAAAAGGGUUCAUCUUAAAAGCAAGAAUAUUUCUUCUACUACCACAUUUUUCAGCUCAUCUUCUCAAGAAAGUGCUACUAAUAAUAACAAUUAUGGUGGGUGGUGGUUUAGCAGUGAAGAUGAAACCGAGAUUCUUUUCUCUUCAAGGACUCUUUCUUCGGAUUCAUCCGAGUCUCUCCGGCAACGUUCUAGUCACAGGAAAAGAUGCAACACUCGUCGGAGAAGAGCAAAGAACAGGAGCGGUGACAUGGCGAUUUUACCAUUGGAAGGAGCCGAUAAAGUCAAAGAUAGCUUUGCUGUGGUGAAACGUUCAAGUGAUCCCUACAAUGAUUUCAGGACAUCAAUGGUGGAGAUGAUCGUUGAGAGACAGAUAUUUGCAGCUAAGGAUCUCGAGCAACUGUUGCAGUGUUUCCUGUCCCUGAACUCUCAUCACCAUCAUAGGAUUAUUGUUGAGGUUUUUACAGAGAUUUGGGAGACCAUGUUCUCAAACUCGUCUUAAAAUGUAGAAGAAGAAAACUGUCAAGUGUUAACUUUGUUUGUUUCUCCUUGUUUAUUUUACUGCAUGUUCUUACGAAAUGUAGUAGUUUAAUUAGAUUUUAGAGCUCUAAUUCUGAAAUUAACGUUGUUAAUG
Messenger RNA from Durio zibethinus, 1145 nucleotides. RefSeq lists its product as uncharacterized. The record is from RefSeq and is a predicted model, not a curated record. Gene Ontology annotation, biological process: negative regulation of DNA-templated transcription. NCBI's taxonomy places the organism in Eukaryota, Viridiplantae, Streptophyta, Magnoliopsida, Malvales, Malvaceae.